AUGCCAUAUUCCAACAGUCCGGGUCGGGUCCAUGAUCCGCGUGUCGAUCCGCCAAAUAAGCCCAGAAUCCGCGUGUUUAUCCGAUCCACUCGCCCAAGAUCCAUGGUCUUUGCAGUCUCUCUCUUGUAGGUUGGUGAAAACACCCCUGUUAAGGUUGAUCAGGUAGACGACGUGAUAACCAACAUUGAAGAUCUGAGAACUGCUGACGCAGGAUAUUAUCUUGUUAUAGAGAAGGUUCUAGUGGGACAUGAAAAUCUCGACUUUAUCAAGGAGAAUAAAACGUCUCCAUUGCAAGGUUUCCGUUUGAUCGAUACACCCUAUUGAGAGCGUAAAUGCUUCAUAUGUAAUUGUUCAGUUCAAACAUCAAGUAACAAACGAUUUAUCAGCUUUGAGAGAGAUCUAUUCUUAUCAGCUUUGCCAAAGAUUUAUCAGAUGAAGUUAAUACUCUGUCACGUUAAAUUUAAUAAAGAGUUUUGUAGUAAACUUUGACUUCCACGUGUUGU
Molecule: messenger RNA, 503 nt
Organism: Arabidopsis lyrata subsp. lyrata
Lineage: Eukaryota; Viridiplantae; Streptophyta; Magnoliopsida; Brassicales; Brassicaceae
Source: RefSeq, a predicted model, not a curated record